Messenger RNA from Salarias fasciatus (jewelled blenny), 3173 nucleotides. It is a transcript of the gene kif23, whose product is annotated as kinesin family member 23. NCBI's taxonomy places the organism in Eukaryota, Metazoa, Chordata, Actinopteri, Blenniiformes, Blenniidae. Gene Ontology annotation, cellular component: nucleus; microtubule; kinesin complex. Gene Ontology annotation, molecular function: microtubule binding; ATP binding; ATP hydrolysis activity. The transcript is spliced from 23 exons. Bases 48 to 2723 code for a protein of 891 amino acids. Gene Ontology annotation, biological process: microtubule-based movement; mitotic spindle midzone assembly. The record is from RefSeq and is a predicted model, not a curated record.
UUCAAAAUCCGCAGAAACAGAAACGGAAGCAGCAGCGACUCGACACAAUGAUGCGGCAAGCGAAAACUAAAACACCCCGCAGGCCUCCUCCAAAAAAGGGUUCCAACAACCAGACAGACCCGGUCGGGGUGUACUGCAGAGUGCGGCCCCUGGGUGCAGAGGAUGAGGAGUGCUGCAUUGAGGUCAUUAGUAGCACCACCAUCCAGCUGCACGCUCCCGAAGGCUUCAAAACAAACCGCAACGGAGAGUACAAAGAGACGCAGUACUCCUUCAAAAAAGUCUUUGGAGUGUCUGUGUCUCAGAUUGAGCUUUUUGAGCAUGUGGCCAAACCUCUAGUGGAUGACCUGGUUCAUGGAAAAAAUGGUCUCCUCUUUACGUAUGGCGUAACGGGGAGUGGAAAGACUUUCACCAUGACUGGCUCUCCAGGCCAGGGUGGACUUCUGCCUCGCUCCCUCGACAUGAUCUUCAACUCUAUAGGAGCCUACCAGGCCAAGAGAUUUGUUUUCAAGACCGACGAUAAAAAUGGUAUCGAUAUUCAGAGUGAAGUCGAUGCUUUAUUGGAGCGUCAGAGGCGGGAACACAACACAGCUAUUCCUAAAACCCCUUCUUCCAGACAGAAGCUUGACCCAGAUAUUGCUGAUAUGAUCAAGCCAGAGGAGGCGUACCAAGCAGACGGUGUGGACGAGGACAGCAGCUACAGUGUUUUUGUCUCAUACGUAGAAAUUUACAACAACUACAUUUAUGAUCUCCUGGAGGAAACUCAGGAGGAUGCAAUCAAGCCAAAGUGGAAUGGUGGAGGCACACCUGUGCGCCCGAACACUGAGUUCAUACCUCCUCAGUCCAGAAUCCUCCGAGAGGAUCAGAACCACAACAUGUACGUGGCAGGAUGCAUGGAGGUUGAAGUCAAGUCUGCAGAGGAGGCUUUUCAAGUAUUCUGGAGGGGUCAAAAGAAGAGGAAGGUUGCGAACACUCGGCUGAACCGAGAGUCCAGUCGCUCCCACAGCGUGUUCGUCAUCAAACUGGCUCAGGCUCCGCUCGAUGCUGAAGGGGACAAUGUUCUCCAGGAUAAGAACCAGGUGAGUGUCAGCCAGCUGUGCCUGGUGGACCUGGCAGGAAGUGAACGCACCGGCAGAACCGGGGCUGAAGGCACUCGUAUUCGUGAAGCAGGUAACAUUAAUCAGUCCUUGCUGAACCUGCGGACGUGUAUCGAAGUGCUCCGAGAAAACCAAAUCUGCGGCACAAACAAGAUGGUUCCCUACAGAGACUCCAAAAUAACCCACCUCUUCAAAAACUACUUUGACGGCGAGGGGAAGGUCCGAAUGAUCGUUUGUGUCAAUCCCAAAGCGGACGACUACGAGGAAACCUUGCUGGUGAUGCGCUUCGCCGAGGUGACCCAGGAGGUCGAGGUGGCUCGGCCUGCAGACAAGCCCAUGUGUGGCUUCACGCCGGGCCGCCGCCACAGAAACCAGGCAUUUAAAGAAGAGCUGAGCCGCAGGCUGGAGGAACGCGGCGGUCCAAUAGACGCAGACAUGCCCAGUGUUAUAAACCAGCUGGUGCACAGCCUCCCACCCCUCCCCUCGUCCGAGCUGACCGACCCGCGCGACGACGUCACCCUGCCCCGACUGAUUGAAGCUCUGCAGAACAGACAGAGGAUCAGGAAGCUGAUGAUCGAAGACUACAACAAAACAGCAAUCAUUAUGAGGUCCCGGCUUCAGGAGCUCGACACCAGUCUCCUUUCCAGACAAAACUUUGUCCAAGAACAACAUGACAAGCUAAUGGAAAGAGACAGAAUCAUCCAGAACAACAGAGCAGAGAUAGAACGUUUGGAGAAGAAAACCAAGAUGCAGGAACACAAGAUUGACAUCCUUCAGAAAACGGCGAAAAUCUACGAGGAUGACAAGCGCUCAAUGCAGCACGAGCUGGAAACCAGAGCGCAGAGACUGCAGAGGGAGCAGUCUGAGAAGAGGCGCAUGGAGCAGCGCAUGCACGGCGUGGUGUCCGACACGCAGCACAAGUGGGAAAAAGAAUGCGAGAGGCGGGUCAAUGCAAUGCAGCUGGAGAUGCAAAACAAACUGUGGGUGAAAGAUGAAAAGCUGAAGCAGCUCAAGGCCAUCGUGACCGAGAACAAGACGCAGAGUCGUCCUGACCCUCCACCGCGCCAGACUCCGAGCCAGCGACCCUCCAGAGACGAGCGCCUCCCGGCCAAGAGAUCGGCCUCACCCUCUCCGGUUCCUACGUCGACGCCGGUGCGUCCUCUGCACCGCCGCUCCCGCUCGGCCGGCGGGGAGAAGUGGGUGGACCACAAGCCCUCCUCCAGCCUCGACUUGGGCACGGUUUUGCAGCCCGUCAUUCCAAACGCCAUCCAGAUGUCUACGCCCAGCGAGAAGGCGCUGUCGAAGGGCGACAGAUACGUUCUGACACACCAGGAAGUCGCCUCUGACGGGGAGAUCCAGACCAAACUCAUUAAGGGCGAGGUUAUGAAAACCAGAGGAGGAGGACAAGCCGUGCAGUUCACGGACAUCGAGACACUGAAACAGGAGCUCACCACAAUUCCAAGCCGCAAGAGGAAAUCUUCAGAAGGCGCACCUGCAAAAGAAAAUCAAGCAGUUGGAGGCUGGCCUGAUGUGCAGACGAGGUGCUCUGUGGCUGUGGAAAUGAGGGCAGGAUCGAACUUGGGACCUGCACUUGAGCACAAUGGGAUUACCAAGCGAAGAAAACCCUGAAAGCGUCGGACAGCUGUGAAGGUGAUCACUCCGCUCUCUCCUCACCUGGCCGCUGUGCAAUAUUCUCACCUUUUUUAUAUUUUGCUUUAUCUUUAUAUUUAAACAUCCUUGCUUUUAUAUACGUGUGUAUAAAAAGGUCACCAAAGGUAUUUUUGUGUAAGAUUUCAUGCCAACUUCCGUGGAUUUUAAAAGCAACCGUUGUCAUAUCGAGGCAAAUGUUUAGUUAAUGGGACUGUGCAGCUGUAGAUGAAUUCGUUUUUCAUAAUGACACAAUAUUGACACUUUUCUGCUAUUCUUUUUAUCCAUCUCCACGUUUUCUGGGUUAUAUUGAGCUCCAAUAAUUUUUUUGUGUAAUCGGUCUAUUUUUAAGUUUCUUCAUUGUACACUGAAGAAAUUAAAAAAUAUAUAUGUAUUUUAAGCAGCGUGUUGUGACUGAUUGCAUUCGGGACU